Danio rerio (zebrafish) is the source of this 1554-nucleotide messenger RNA. It is a transcript of the gene rras2, whose product is annotated as RAS related 2. Gene Ontology annotation, molecular function: GTP binding; GTPase activity. Gene Ontology annotation, cellular component: membrane; plasma membrane. The record is from RefSeq and is marked provisional. Gene Ontology annotation, biological process: signal transduction. Lineage: Eukaryota; Metazoa; Chordata; Actinopteri; Cypriniformes; Danionidae.
AGUGCCUGGUAGCGAUUUGGACGAGGGCGUAUGGACUUGAAGCAGCAGUGUAUGCAUUUCCCACAGACUGUGGUCGUACUUUUCUCCUGUCGGACGGAUUACCACUGAGUUGACACAUAGCCCAAAAGCCGCUUCGCAUUUUUUCCGCUGCAUUUCUCUAACUGAAGGCCUGUCACAGAGUAAAGUGGCUCGGUGUGCGUGUGUUUAGACAGCGGAGCGAGAGCAGCAGUGUGUCCCCGAUGGCUGGCUGGAAGGACGGCUCAGUGCAGGAGAAAUAUCGCCUGGUGGUCGUCGGAGGUGGUGGCGUCGGAAAAUCAGCGUUAACCAUCCAGUUUAUCCAGUCAUACUUCGUCACUGACUAUGACCCCACGAUUGAAGACUCGUACACAAAGCAGUGUGUGAUUGACGAGAGGCCUGCACGGCUGGAUAUCCUGGAUACAGCAGGACAGGAAGAGUUCGGAGCCAUGAGAGAACAAUACAUGAGGACAGGGGAGGGUUUCCUUCUGGUCUUCUCUGUCACCGACCGGGGAAGUUUUGAAGAGAUCUACAAGUUUCAACGGCAGAUCUUGAGAGUGAAGGACCGAGAUGAAUUUCCCAUGAUUCUAGUUGGUAACAAAGCUGAUCUUGAGCAACAGAGACAAGUGACCCAAGAGGAAGGACAGCAGCUCGCUCGACAACUCAAAGUCACAUACAUGGAGGCCUCAGCUAAAAUCCGGAUGAAUGUAGACCAGGCUUUCCACGAACUGGUCCGAGUCAUAAGGAAGUUCCAGGAGCAGGAGUGUCCACCUUCACCAGAGCCCACGCGCAAAGAAAAGGACAAGAGUGGCUGCCACUGCGUGAUCUUCUGAUUGGCCGCCAAGUGCCGCCAAUCACCCAGCUGCUGUCACCGGCCCCUCCCCCCACACACACCCUGCCUUCUGACAUCACGUCCUGUGCGGAUCAGUUCGCUGCCUUUCUACAUGUGCAUGUCUUCAAAUCAGCAGUCGCUCUCAUAGCCUUAUCAGGGGGCCUUUGUGCCUCCAGGACUUCACUACUAGAAGAACCAAACUGACAAAAUCUUGACAGAACUCACCAUUCUACCUUCAACUAGAGUACUGACAUCAGCGUGACCUAGAAUAUGGUAAUUGUGCCCCAACACUAAACAUCGCUUAUUACAAAAACACACACGCGCACACACACAAUUUCUUUUUUUUUUUGUAUUUCGAAGGAUUUUUGUUUCCUCUUGCCUUGUGACAUUUGUACUCUUGCUACGAUUUAAAGGAUUAAACGAAACACCGUUGGGAUUGCGAAUGACUACUUUUAGUCAUCGGUCUUUUAGAGAUGACGUUCUAAAGCUUUGUUUGUGUGUGUGUGUGUCGUGCCAUAUCUGUUUUUACUUGCAUAUGUUAAGCAGCGAUUGUACAUAAGUGAAAAUUUGUGUGAGUUGAGACCACCUUUAUAUUGUGUGCGCGCGAGUUUGACCAGCUUGUUUUGACAUGUGUUAAAAUGGUAAUGUAUACUCGCAGAAAUGUACAUAUAUAGAUAGCCUCUAACAUGAUGCCAACUUUGUCAGUA